AUCUGCACUCCAGCACGCAGAUCUAACCUACAAAAUGUACGGACAGAACCAAGGAAACCAGUACCCUCCAGGUUAUCCAAACCAGGCCCAGCAGAUGCCAGGGGGAUACCCUCCAGGCACUGUCCCACGACCCAACUACCCUCCUCAGCCCUACGGUCCACAUGGAGGCCAACAGGGACACGGACUUGGACCUGGUUAUGGUCAGGGCCAGGGACAGGGAUACAGACCUGGACCUGGUUAUGGUCAGGGCCAAGGACAGGGACAUGGACCUGGUUAUGGUCCGGGCCAAGGACAGGGAUAUGGACCUGGACCUGGUUAUGGUCCGAGCCAAGGACAGGGAUAUGGACCUGGACCUGGUUAUGGAAACGGCCAAGGACAUGGACCGGGCCAUGGCGAGGGACACGGACAAAGCCAUGGACACGGCCACAAGCACAGGCGGAGGCACAGGAACGGUCACAGGCACGAGCGAUGUCACAAGAAAGGAAAGCACUCUCGGGGGUCCUCCAGCAGUUCCUGCAGCAGCGACUCGGACUAGGUGAAGAUUCCUGGAACAGGAGGAGAAACAAGACAAGAUGGCACCUGGAAACCUUCAUCCUUCUACUAUAUAUCAUAAUCAAUAUGUUACUGCCUAGAUGUUUAUUCACAUAUACUCCUUGACAAAUGAUUGGUAUCGAACACCUACAUUGACUCCAAAAAGUAUUCAGAGUCUGGCUCUCUCCUGACACCCAUCCAGGAUCCAACAAUGCUGGAUGUUUGAAAAUAAUUUUACAUUAGCCAUGGUAUGACCUGUUGACGUAUGAUAGAUAUGCUGCAAUUAAGCUUCUUCUGACAUUUCAUAACUUUGUUACACGAGACACACUUCAGAAAUGAUUGUAUGCAUGAUUGUGUUUGUGAGAAUAAAGUGCUUUCUGUGUACGAUACAGCUAGUAAAGUAACAAUGCAAUGUCUUGCUUUUUUUUAUUUGA
Etheostoma spectabile (orangethroat darter) is the source of this 965-nucleotide messenger RNA. RefSeq names its product keratin-associated protein 21-1. The transcript is spliced from 5 exons. The record is from RefSeq and is a predicted model, not a curated record. Bases 35 to 535 code for a protein of 166 amino acids. NCBI's taxonomy places the organism in Eukaryota, Metazoa, Chordata, Actinopteri, Perciformes, Percidae.